AUGGAAAGAAACAAUGAAACUAUCACCACAGAUUUCAUUCUCCUGGGGCUCUGGCCUGAGUUCAGUCACCUUGUUAUCCUCAUCUGCAUCAUUCUUCUGGUCUACUUUGUGGCUGUCUUGGGCAAUGUUUUUCUCAUUCUCCUCAUCUGGCUGGAUUCCAGACUUCACUCCCCCAUGUAUUUCCUGCUCAGUCAGCUUUCCCUCAUUGACUUGGCUUUGAUCUCAACUUCUGUCCCCAAAAUGGUCACAAACUUCUUCUCAGGAAAAAGAACUAUAUCACAGGUUGGUUGUGGAGCCCAGAUCUUCUUCAGCUUAACUCUGGGUAUUGCUGAGUGUCUCCUGCUGACCCUUAUGUCCUAUGACCGCUACAUCGCUAUCUGUAACCCACUGAGGUAUUCAGUCAUCAUGAGCCACACCAUCUGUAUACAGAUGGUCAUUGGGUCCUGGGGAGGAGGGUCAGUAACUUCCCUGGUUCACACAGCUUAUGCCAUGCACUUCCCCAUUUGUCAUCCCCGAGAAAUCCCACACUUUUUGUGUGAAGUCAUGGCUCUUCUAAAGCUUACUUGUGAGGACAUUUCAGUUUAUGUGAAGUCAGUUGUUGUCUCAAGCUUUCUGGUCGUUCUUAUUCCUCUAAGUCUCAUUCUGGUCUCUUAUACCCUCAUUUUCCUUGCCAUCCUCGGCAUGAAUUCCCCUGAGGGCAGGAACAAGGCUCUGGCCACCUGUUCCUCCCACCUUUGUGUGGUUAGUCUUUACUUUGGGCCUGCUAUUUUGGUCUACAUGAGACCUGGCUCCUUUAACACCCCCAAAUUGAAUGAGUCUCUCUUUAUGUUUAAUGCUAUCCUUACUCCUAUGCUUAACCCUCUCAUAUAUAGCCUGAGAAACAAAGUUGUCAUAGCAGCAGUGAAAAAUAUAGUCAUUAGUAAAUGGCCCCUGAGAAAGAUAAAAAGUCACCUGGGUUACUGUAUGUGA
Messenger RNA from Carlito syrichta (Philippine tarsier), 969 nucleotides. Its product is annotated as olfactory receptor 2AJ1-like. Lineage: Eukaryota; Metazoa; Chordata; Mammalia; Primates; Tarsiidae. The record is from RefSeq and is a predicted model, not a curated record. Gene Ontology annotation, biological process: G protein-coupled receptor signaling pathway. Gene Ontology annotation, cellular component: membrane. The transcript has a single exon. The coding region runs from base 1 to 969 and encodes 322 amino acids. Gene Ontology annotation, molecular function: G protein-coupled receptor activity; olfactory receptor activity.